Molecule: messenger RNA, 1099 nt
Organism: Odobenus rosmarus divergens (Pacific walrus)
Lineage: Eukaryota; Metazoa; Chordata; Mammalia; Carnivora; Odobenidae
Gene: ZAP70
Product: tyrosine-protein kinase ZAP-70-like
Exons: 6
Coding region: 119-1099 (326 amino acids)
Biological process (GO): cell differentiation; cell surface receptor protein tyrosine kinase signaling pathway; innate immune response
Cellular component (GO): extrinsic component of cytoplasmic side of plasma membrane
Molecular function (GO): ATP binding; non-membrane spanning protein tyrosine kinase activity; signaling receptor binding
Source: RefSeq, a predicted model, not a curated record
CCUGGACGGUGCACCGCUGUCUGGGGCAUGUGCUGUGUGGGUGUCAAGGUUGCUAUGCGCUCCUUGUCCCCCCAUCCCACGCCUUCAUCCUGACUUGGGAGUGCGUGCUUGUGUGUGUAUGUGCCCAGCACGCCUAGUGUCCUCAGAGAAAGCACAGCCAAUGCCCAUGGACACGAGUGUGUAUGAGAGCCCCUACAGUGACCCUGAGGAGCUCAAGGACAAGAAGCUCUUCCUGAAGCGGGAGAACCUCCUCAUGGCUGACAUAGAACUUGGCUGUGGCAACUUUGGCUCAGUACGCCAGGGCGUCUACCGCAUGCGCAAGAAGCAGAUCGAUGUGGCCAUCAAGGUGCUGAAGCACAGCACGGAGAAGACAGACAAGGAUGAGAUGAUGCGCGAGGCACAGAUUAUGCACCAGUUGGACAACCCCUACAUCGUGCGGCUCAUCGGCGUCUGCCAGGCCGAGGCCCUCAUGCUCGUCAUGGAGAUGGCAGGCGGCGGGCCCCUGCACAAGUUCCUGCUCGGGAAGAAAGAGGAGAUCCCCAUCAGCAAUGUGGCGGAGCUGCUGCACCAGGUGUCCAUGGGGAUGAAAUACCUGGAAGAGAAAAACUUUGUGCACCGUGACCUGGCGGCCCGCAAUGUCUUGCUGGUCAACCGGCACUACGCCAAGAUCAGUGACUUUGGUCUCUCCAAGGCACUGGGUGCCGACGACAGCUACUACACUGCCCGCUCGGCAGGGAAGUGGCCGCUCAAGUGGUAUGCGCCUGAGUGCUUCAACUUCCGCAAGUUCUCCAGCCGCAGUGACGUCUGGAGUUAUGGGGUCACCAUGUGGGAGGCCUUCUCCUAUGGCCAGAAGCCCUACAAGAAGAUGAAGGGCCCCGAGGUCAUAGCCUUCAUCGAGCAGGGCAAGCGGAUGGAGUGCCCGGCAGAGUGUCCGCCUGAAAUGUAUACACUCAUGAAUGACUGCUGGAUCUACAAGUGGGAGGACCGCCCAGACUUCCAGGCCGUGGAGCAGCGCAUGCGGGCCUACUACUACAGUAUGGCAAGCAAGUCUGAAGGCCCCCCAGGGUGUGGAAAGGGGACUGAGGCUGCUUCUAUCUGA